Molecule: messenger RNA, 4221 nt
Organism: Penaeus indicus
Lineage: Eukaryota; Metazoa; Arthropoda; Malacostraca; Decapoda; Penaeidae
Product: RNA-binding protein Pasilla-like
Exons: 5
Coding region: 520-981 (153 amino acids)
Molecular function (GO): RNA binding
Source: RefSeq, a predicted model, not a curated record
GUGCAUCACAGUCAUCUCCAAUGAUGUUGACAACAGCAAGAAUGCAUGCCUGAUGAUCCUGGCCAAAAUUGUGGAGGACCCACAGAGUGGAACAUGUCUCAACGUGAGCUAUGCAGACAUCACAGGCCCCGUCGCAAAUCCAACCCCACUGGAUCUCCAUUUGCUAAUUCUCCAGGUGGACAAAACACGCAGAUGGUACCAUGGGAGCACUGUCCAAUCCGCUCUCUGCAGUGAGUGGAUUGGGUAAUUUGCUUGGAGGUGGAGUAAAUCUGACCUUAAAUCUAAGCUCAGCCUAUCCCAACGGAGGUGCUGGGAACCCCGUGGUUACCGGACAACUGUUAGAGCAUGUACGCUCUCUCCUGCGCUCGUCGGGCUUUGCUGACCAGUCCAAUGCUGAAGUGUGUCAGGCCAUUAGCACUCUGAUCAACUAUGGUAUCAUAGGCCUGGGGCUUUGGUCUCGGGAAUCCCUCUGGUCACCAGGGCGGGCAAGGUGGGCAAGGACAGCAGGGGCAAGGAAAUAUGGGGAACAUGAAUAUAAACAUGAACAACUCAAAUAACCCAAAUGACUCUUAUCAUGGCUCAUCAAUGAGUAAUGGGAACAAUGGCCCUUUUGGGCCCAUAGGCACAACAGUUGCAUCAGGCCUUAACCUUGGACAGGGUUUAGGGGGACCAACAUCUCCUCAGCGACAGGUGGACCGAUUCAACUCAGAACCCCCAUUUGAUCCCUUUCGUCGACAGUCGACAGAGAUGGGGGCGAGCCUUCCGCUGAACAGUAACUCUUUCGGGCUGGGGACCCCUUUAAGGAAGAGCCCCUCUCCAGGAGAGCUUCCUCCAGGAGCACCAGAAGGUAGCAAGAAAGUUGAGAUGGAGGUUGGUGAGCACAUUGUUGGCGCUAUCUUGGGCCCCGGGGGAAAGUCCCUGGUAGAAAUACAGCACAUGUCCGGCACCACAAUACAAAUCUCCAAGAAGGAUAAUGGGUGACCCCAAUGUCUUGAAUGAUGAUUAAGCUGGUGUGUAUGUGUGGAGCUGACAGUGCCAGGCUGUGGUGGUGGCGGCGGCAGGAGGGUGAGAGACUCCACGCAGGCUCGGCACUCCUCUCCACACAGGUAGUGAUUCUGCCUCACUCCACCUCCACCCCCACACUCCAUCUCCACCCCUCCCUCCCUAAUCUCACUUACCUCUGGCCUCAUGUCUAUAUUGUGCCGGCCUCUUGUGCCUGGUGCUCACCCCUGACCUCUCUUUAAUAUCCUUGUCAGGGAGUAAUGUGGUCUCCGGAAGUGAACGUCUCACAAUUUUUGAUGUGUAGCUUGCUCGUAAGGGAUGCUCCUAUGAAUCUUCAUAAAUUACAUGAAAAAAGUAUGCAUUCUUUGUAAGAUUUUCAUUAACUUGAAAAUGAAAGAAAACAAAAAUAGAAAAAAAGAAAGAAAAAAAAACAACUCAGGGCUUUUUAUUUUUGUGUACAGGGAACGUCUUCAGGGAGCGAUCUGGUUAAAGAGGUUGAACUUCUUGUGGCUUGAAAUUUCUGUUCCAACUUUGAUAUUAAUAGGAAACAGGAUCCAAGAAUAUUUUAUGUAGCUACUUUUGCAAUUGCUGGUCAUGGGUGAAACAGUGGGCCAAAAGGUCAUUUACAUUUGGUCAGGGGUUUUAUUGGGUCAUGCUGGGUAGCAUCACAAGUGGAAAAAAAGGGACGAAAAAAUGAAUGAUAUAAACAUUGUGAGAUACUGUAUAGACUUGACUUAUUCUUUAUUAUGUUUAUUAUUAUUAUUAUUAUUAUUAUUUUUUGCUUGCAGUUCUUAUUGUCCUCUGGAAAAUCCAGUGUACAGUUACUGAUGAAAAGGUGAAAAUAUGUACAUCUAUAUAGUGAUGCUAUCAGGUGUGUGUUUCAUCAUCAUUUAUUCACACAUUCUCCCUGUUUCUUGUGAUACAUCAUUAAAUUGAAUUACAUAAGACAUCAUUCUUUGAUAUGCUGACAUUUUUAGUCAUUCAUAUAUUGUACUAAAGGAAAAUGCUCGCCGUCUUAAAAAGAUGGACUUUGUAACAGUUCAUAGAACAAACUCUUUCCAUUGCUUUGUUUAUAUAUAUUUUGACUAUUUAUUUAUUUAUUAUUUUUCCUAAAGAAAUGAAAAAAUGCAACUUGUGGGAACCUUUUGAAAUGUUUUAGAAGUCUUAUAUUGUUUGCCAUAUACUGAAAGUCAAGAAUUGAUUUUCUUUUCCUUGACAAGAGGGAGAACAACCAAAUUCAUAGAUGCCAACAUUUUACAGUUUUAUCAGGUUUCGUCAUGUGUGGUCACCAUCUACACACAGGCAUUGUGGCAUGCUGGGUGUGAAGAGGUUUGGUGCUGCUGGGCAUUGCUUGAGUGGAAUGAGGAUGAAAGCUGGUAACACUUGAGUACAGGUCAUGUUGGAGGUGCUGUCGUGUGCCCAGCCAAAUGGAUCUCGGAUAUUGAAAUUUUGCCGCUGGUAGGAAAGGAAGAUCCUUCUGGGAAUGGAUAUAGAUCUAGUGAGAAACAUAUUGUGUAUAGAAGGAAGAAAUAUAUGUUGUUGUCUUUCUUUUAUUAAUCUACAUCCUGUUUCUUCUACUUGGUUAUUUCUUUGGUUGGAUAUACUUGGUCUGGUCUUUAUUUUUUACAGAUUAAAAGCAGUAAAUUAAUGUAAAGCUGUGAUUGCAUGACAAUGCCCAUUAAGGUCAUAAGGAGGGUAUCCAUGCAAUAGAUUGAGUUUUGAAGCUUUUUUUGUCUGUAUAUAUUCUAAAUUUGUCUUAAAACACCAUUAAUGUGGUGAAAUUUGCGCCUUUAACAUUUAUUACAAAUGUUUUUUUUUAUUUAAUAUCAUUAAAGAGAAUAGUGCAUUCAUAGAAAACUGAACAGUUUUUUAUGUAAUGAAGUCUUGGUAUAUAGUCUUGGUUGGUAAUAGAAGUUUUUGAGUAUUCGAUUUCAAGUUGAUUGGAUAACUUGCAGUUUACAGUCUCUAAUCUCAAGAUGGUUUGGUUGUAAGUUACAGCGAGUAUUGGUAUUGAUUUUCUCUAAGAAUUGCCGUAUAUUACGAGCUUAUUUCAGAAAGUGUUUUCUUUAAUGCAUAUUCUAUGUUCCUUCAAUAGCUUGAGUAAAGGCUUGGUACAAGAAUCACAAAAAAAAAAUUCUAGCAUUCUUUAUAAUGAGUGUGUUCAAUUGAUUUUCAUUUCCCAUCUGAAUAAGUUAAACCAUGAUCCAGUUAAUUGAUUAAUUGUUUUAAAGGAGAGCUGUAAUGCAGUUAUGAUAUUUUUCAUAUUCUGAAGUUUAUCGUAUGUUAGAACUCUCCAAAUACCAUCAAGAAAUUGUUGAUAAGAAAUUGGUAGAAUGUAUUUAUAGAUUUCUUCAAUAUUGAUGGGUGAAUAUUAUGAAAAUCUCUAAUACAUGUUUAACCAUAUACCAUACCAAGAAUAGAACAUGCAUAAUAACAUACCAUUUACUCAAAAUAUACUAGCAUAAACAUGAACUUUUAACCUUAUUUUGGGGGAACCUUUAUGAAAUAUAUAUGGGAUACUGUCGGUGACCUUCAAUCUAUAUUGUACAACGAAAGUGCUGUAGCCUGAAGUUUGGAGAUAAACUGGUAAGUAGUUUUUUUUACUCCUUCGGCUACAAGAAGUUUAUCGUAGAGUAAAUAUUUCACAUUCAGUAUUUGUGGGUGGAGGGAAAUAGAAUGUGACUCAAAGUUUGGUGAAGGAAAUUAACUUAAAAGUUUAAGGGAAAUUUCAGCGUUUUUUCAGUGUGAAAACGCUGCAGACAUCCAUUUAACAACUACAUGGACAUGCACCGACACUGUUUCACUAUCAUUCACACUAACUUACGAUUUCCCUCUUCAUUUUUUCUCCUAAUUUAUUUAAAGGUUUUAGAAAUAUUGUUUUAAAUUCACUUCCACCUCCAUUAGGUCUUCAACGAUCGAGAACAUUCAUAUGAUAAAUGUUUUAGAGAAUGGUCAGGACAGAGCAGUUCAUCAUUUUUUUUUUUUGUUAUGAUUUGUAACACGGACACACGUUAACAAUCUCCCUCACUUAACUCAUGAAAUCAGCACGUAAACAUCACGCAUCGAGUUGUUAGCACCCUCUCUAAGAAGGGCACAUUCUUUGAUCAUCCUUAGGCAACGGAGUAUGUUGAUGAGCACAUUGUUUAUCUACUGAGGUGCAUAAGGAAUAUGAUGUAUCAAAUGUUGAUUUUUUUGGUUAAAUAUAUAUUUUAUAUUGAA